Closterium sp. NIES-67 is the source of this 4119-nucleotide messenger RNA. The record is from the annotation of a GenBank genome assembly. NCBI's taxonomy places the organism in Eukaryota, Viridiplantae, Streptophyta, Zygnematophyceae, Desmidiales, Closteriaceae.
CGGUCCAGUCGUGCAGCAGCCGAAUGGGAUGCAGGCUAGAAUGAGAUCGUCGUCGCAGCAUACAGUCGCAGCAGACCUAGUCGCGGACUUCGUUUCAGCAGACCGUCUUAGUCGCAGGACUGAGUCGCAACAGACUUGAUCACGAGACUUCAGGAGUUAGCCAGUGUACUUCGUCGCAAGGCUUAGCGCUAAAGUCGUCGAAUCGCGUCGAAUCGAAAGCCCGUGAAGCUCUUAUCCAAUUUCGCCAGUCACGAUUCUCGGCUAACGAUUUCGGGAGCUCGUCGAGCGCGACUCACCUCAUCCGCGCAUCGAUCUGCCCCAAUGCGGUCCUCCUCUCGCCUCCCGUCACCCGUCGCCGCUUUUUGACGGUCUCUAGGCGCUGGAUAAGACUGCGACACGCUUACUGAGUGCUUAGGCUCCUAGACGGCGCUCCGCGAUGGCGCCUUCGCUUCGUGCGAUUCGUGCGACGUUCGUGUGCCUGUCGCUGAACCUGACCCUGUGCAAUGUCUUCAACGGGCGCCACUAUACCGCACCGACCCUCCCUCCCCCCGCGAGUAGCAACAUUGCGAAUGCGAACAGCAGGGAGGGGGAAUCCGCAGCGUCAGCGGGGUUCGUGCUGCCGAGCUCGGCGCGCAGCUGCGAUGAGGACGAGAUGAUCAAUGGAGCGAAGGGGUUGCUACCCUCGUUACAGGAACUCACAUGGAGUCCCCAUCUAUGUGAUUGGGAAACGCACCUGAUCGCAUCAGUGCCGAAUCAGAGGAGCAAAGCACGCCGCCACCUCCAACGCGUGGGCAUCCGCACGUGCCUUCUCCCACUCAUUAGAAAAGGAACCAGGCUGUUCAAGCUCCUCCCUCCGCCUUCCCCCCUUGCUCCUCUUCCCUCCCCCUGCGAUCCCCCGUCCCCUGGGCGAGGGGGGAAGCUGCUGCUGGGGGGAACCGACCUUUGCGCGUUGAUGCACCUGGACGGGGGAAACUCGCAGACAAUGACUGAGAAAAAGGGAGGACAGGCAGGGGCUGAGGGAAGGGAUGCGGUGGGAAAAGGGUUGUCUGCAGCAGUAGCAGGUAGAAAAGCAGCAGAAUCUGUUUGGGAGGCGGGUAAUGGGGAGGGUGCCAAUGCUGGCUUAAAGAAGGGGGUGAGUCAAGAGACGGGGAAAGGGAGGCGAAAGGAAGAGAGCAGGGGAGGAGAUAGCAACCGACAGGGACAAGGAGAGAGCAGGCGGAACAAGGAGGAGGAGGAGGAAGAGGAGAGGAGCAAAUCUCUGAGGAAAGGGAGAUCGUUGGGGCAGAGGGAGCAGGAGGAGGCAGGGGAGCAGAGGGGAACAGGGGAGCAGAAGAUGCAGAGUAUGAGAAAGAGAGAGCAUGGGGAUGAUGAUGGCGUGAAGGGUGGUGAUGGAGGUGAUGGGGCUGAUGAGGCUGAUGGGGCUGAGGGGGUUGGAGGCAGGGCGGGGGAGAAGAAGAGCAAGGAAAAGAGGGGAGGGCGCGAGAAGGAGAAGCAAGGGGGGCAUAUGAACAAGGAGAUGCUGAUUCGAGCAGCCAUCAGCCAGAUGCAAGCCAAGAAGUUCAACGACGCCAUCAAGCUCUUCAACCUCGUGGAAGCGGAAGGGGGUGAGAUGUCGGACCAGCUGUUCAUAGGCAGGGGCCUCUGCCACCUGUUCCUGCGCCAGCUGGACGACGCGGAGGAUGACUUUACAGAGGGCAUUCGGCGCUACCCUCAGAGUGCCGAGCUGUACAGACGCAGGGCAGUGCUGUACAUUGAGAGGAACGAGAGGGAGGCGGCUGUGGAGGAUUACAGUCGAGCGCUGGAGAUAGAGCCCAACCACCUGGACGCCCUGCAGAAUAGAGGCACGAUUGCCUUCCACCUGCACUUCUACAGCAUGGCCAUCUCCGACCUCUCCAAGGCGCUCGAGCUGCGCCCCAUGGACCCCUUCCUCAUCCGCGCCAAGGGCAUAGCCUUGGCGGGCUCGGGCCAGUGGCGCAAUGCAAGCGCUGUGUUUGCGGAGGCGGUGAAGCGGCACCCCAUGUCCGCCAACCUGUGGACGGAGAAGGGCCGCGUGCACAAGGAGCUGGGGGAGGUGGACCUCGCCCUGGCGGCAUUGCACAAGGCUUUGGCUCUGGAGGACACUCUUGAGGCGUACAUACGCCUCACAUCCCUCAUGCAGCUGGUGGGCCGCCACAGGGAGGUGAUCAACACGGCGCGCAGGGGCCUGAAGCUCAGCCCCGACGACAUUGAGCUCAACUACCUGGAAGCUUCUGCGCACCAUGCGCUGGGCGACUUUGAGGCAGCUCUGGUCCAGUAUUCCCGCAUCCUUGGCUUCUCACCCACAGACAGCAACACCGGCACUCUCCAGGGCAUGGCAUUCUACCAGAGGGAGAUCGCCGCCUACACGGUAGCCAAGCUGGACCUGCCCUUCACGCACUUCCGCCUCGACUACGAGCUCGACAACGACCUCAAGGAAGCAUGGGUGCGGAAGCAGUCGCCCCUCACCAUCCUCCCCACAUACCGUCCCCUCCCCGUGCGCCUCCCCCGCAACCCCCCUCGAAUCCGCUUCUCCCCCCAAGUGCGCGCACUUAUCGCCAAGGCGGACGAAAUUGGCCGGCGCACGCAGUACUUUGUGGAUGGCUUCAUGCCGCACAAGAGACAACACCGCAUGGCGGGGCUUGCCGCCCUGGACCUCAUGCAAAGAGUGAAUGCCACGUGGCAGCAGAUGAUUGAGGAACAAAGGCGGGCGGAUGGGGAAGGGGAGGGUGAAGGGGGUGGACUAGGAGCGGACGAAGCAGGGGAGAGGGGGGGGGCUGAUGAUAGUGCGGCUGAUGGCAAUGAUGGGGAUGAUGUUGCCUCUAGUGAUAAUACGGAUAUUGAUAGUGAAACUGAUAAUGGUAGCAGCGAAAGGGGUGGGAGAGGAAGGAGAGGCAGGGGGAGGAGGGCAACUGGGAGAGGAGGACAAAGAGGAAGCAGACGAAAAACACCCAGAGUGUCACUCCAUUCGUCAUCAGGGGGAGCAAAGAGAUCCAACGGCCGGGAUAAGCCUGCCAGAUCACCAGGCCGAUCCGACGGUGCAAAGCUGAUCAGCGGGUGGCGGGACAUGUUCGAUGGGAUCAUCCGGUGGAGGCAGCACGCGGAGCCCUGCGAUACAAUCACGUGGAUCGACCAGCUCAAAAACGAGUACCCCAGGGGCUUCGGUACAAUCACAGCCAUGCGAGUAGGGCAGAUGCACAACCUAAAGUACUACCCGUUUCAGGACUGGGCGUUUGAGGUCAUGCGCUCGGUGCUCCUAGAGACCGAAAUGGCGUCCAAUGCCACCAACUGGCCACUUCCAGUGCCGCGGCGCGUGCACGGGCGGGCAAUUGAGGCGGCUCGGGACUUUGGGGAUCUGCACCGGUCGGUGGGGGAGAACUUCUACGUGACCACGCAGUGCUACAGCGAGGCAUUCCCCGGGCGCAUCAUGAACGGCACACAGCUCACUCUUGUGGAAUCAUCAGGUUCCUACGACUUCACAAUCCGCACAGCGGUGACGCCCGAGCGCAGCGCUGAGUUCUUCCAGGAGCUGCAGAAGACGUGGGAGGAGCUCAGUCUGGCCGCCGCGGACACGCGCACGCGCGCCACCGACAUACACCUGUACCGGCAGCGCGUGCGCGAGGGUGUGCUGCGCAUGGGGUACUACUGGUACCAGUUCAUGCCGCUCACACGGGGCUCCGCCAUGGUGGGGAUCAUCUCCAUCCUCGGGCUGUCGCUCGCUGCUGACAUGGAGACCCUCUCGCUCAUUCCCAAGGACACCCAGGUGGACUGGGAGGCGAUACUAAAUCCCCGUUUUAAGCACUUCAAUGACUCGGUGUCGCCGUGGUUCUACAGGAAGGUUGCGCCUUCACCCUGGCAUUUGCCACGUGUCAGUGAGGCCCUGCCCACGACGCGCCACGUCAUCGCUGCCCUCAGCUAUGACCUGGAAUCCGACGAUGAUGAGAAGGAUUAUGACAAUGAUGACGAUUGAGAGGUGAACAUUUUAUUUUCCAGGAGUUAUAGAACACUAACGACAGAAAUAAAGCACUACUCCUUGCGGAUUUCAUUGAAAGAAGUGCCUAAGGGUUUAGAGCCUGCUCUGUCUAUCCUAAACAACGGUGUUGU